UCACAUGAGUAACAAGUGAAGGCGUAACCAACCCAGAUACAUUUCAUGGGCAUAGCCGUGAGUUGAGGAAGAAGUUUUUUUUAUUAAACUUUGAACGACGGGGAAGUAUAGUGUUAAUAAUGAAGUUCUGUGGACCAAAGCUGUCACUCUGCGGACUUAUUAUAAGCGUGUGGGGUAUCAUACAACUUGUACUUAUGGGUAUAUUUUAUUAUGUACGGAGUGUGGCAUUGGCAGAUGAUCUUCCUGGUGUGGAAAAGGAAUUUGAGAAUCUUAGCGAGUUCUAUGCUGCUGCUGAUGCAGGGUACUUGCAGAAUGCCUACAACUGUUGGAUUGCAGCAUGCCUCUACAUUUUCACACUUCUAAUAUCAGGACAUCAGUUUUAUGUUAAUAGUCGCUCAUCUUUAAGUAUGUGAGACAUUAAACAAGUAAAUGAAAAAAUUAUCAAAUUUCUUCCAUUUUCUUGGUCCAAUCACCUGAAAGAAAUAUGUAGCCUCACAUUUUAAAUUUUGAAAUCCAGGUGAACCACACAAGUAUUUCUGUAAAAGUAAGUUUGGUAUAAGUAAUGCAUACUUAGUGAAGUUUCAUAAUUUAUUCAUUUUGAGUAACAAUGCUCAAUUAUCUUUUAAAACUAAGGUGGUAACAGGCAUUACAGUUUUUUCAUUUUGAAUAUAUCAGUAUUAGCCAUGGUGUAAUUGUUUCCCAAAUGCUUACAAGAAGUCAUAUCUAAAUAGGUUAAUGAUGCUAGUGAGGUUUUGUUUUUCAAAGGUUGAAAGUUUCAAAGAUUUCAUUGUAAAUGUGUAUUAUAGAUAAUUAUUAUAGCGGUAAAAUAAUCUAAGUUUAUAUGAAAAUUGUGUGUUGAUACCGUACGUAAUAGGACAGUUGCAUUUGCUGUAAAAGUAUAUACUUCACUGUUUUCUUUCUUUCUUUCUUUCUCUCUCUCUCUCUCUCUCUCUCUCUCUCUAUUUUUUUUUUUUUUUUUUUACAAUGAGUUUUCACUACAAACUGUUGAUAAUUUUGCAGUUGAAAACAAAAUGCACAAUUCAGUGGAUAUAGGGCAUUUUAUGAUUAUUAGUAUUUCAGUAUUGAAAAUGUGCAGAAUUAAUUAUUUCCACUGUUGCAUUUUUAUGCAGAUAGAAAUACUGUUUUAGUUCUGUGUGAUAGUUUAAUUUUAUAACUAGAACACUCUACUCUGUGUAUUUAUAAGAUUUGCUGCUGAAUAAUUACAUUCCUGUAUUUGAAAGAUGAGAGAACUUUAUCUUAAGGAUGCUGGUAACUUUUUACAACCAGACAACAGGAAAUUGUCAUUUUUCUCACAACCAUGAUGUAAAUACUUCCUUGUGUAAAUAAAGCUUUGUUUGUGAAACAGUCA
Schistocerca nitens (vagrant locust) is the source of this 1369-nucleotide messenger RNA. RefSeq names its product ribonuclease kappa-B. Bases 120 to 413 code for a protein of 97 amino acids. The record is from RefSeq and is a predicted model, not a curated record. The transcript is spliced from 3 exons. Gene Ontology annotation, molecular function: RNA endonuclease activity. Lineage: Eukaryota; Metazoa; Arthropoda; Insecta; Orthoptera; Acrididae.